AAACCGUAAUUAUGGUUUCAAAAAUAAUACGGAAACUCUCAUAUUAUUACCACUGCCAUCUUCAGCAGCUUAAAUGAACUAUUACAGACUACUACUUUGGCUAUUUCACUAUUUGAAUUGUAUCACCUAGGAAACAAUAUAAAUCAUUACAAACAAAACAUUUCUGUGAAAUAAACAUUUAGUCUAACACAGCAAACAAAGCAUCAUUUGCGUUGACUGGGUUGGCUGUACAAUUAAAUUUAAAUGUCUAAAUUUGAUUUAGACGAUCCCUUGGGGGAUUUGCUCUCUAAUGGGAGUGAUGAUAGUUUCUUCGAUAAUCCCAAACCAAAAACUAAACGUCCAAGUACAGCAAAAAGUCCCGAAAAGAAAUCGGUAAGUGAUUUGUUUGGUCUAGAAGAUGCACCUGCCCCCAUUGACCGAGCAUCACGUGCGAAAGACGAUUGGUUGGGUUUGGAAACUCAAAAAACAUCUUCGACAACAAUACCUUCGUCCCCAGUUAAAGCAAAAGCAAAGCCUGCAAAGAAAAUAAGUUUUGAAGAUGAUGACGAUAUUCUCAAUACCUUGGGCCUGGAGAAAAAGGCAGAGCCAAAGAAGAACGACGCGAAAAAAUCAUCCUUAAUGGAAAGCAUUCUCGGUCAACAGAAAACCAAGGAAGACAAUAAACAGUUUUUAUCCUUGGAUGAUCUACUUCAAGAGAGUAAAGGAAAGAAACAUGAUAUGCCGGCAACGGUAACACAAUCGGCUUCACAACUAACCGAUAAGUCUACGAUAGGCAUGUCUUCGCUGGAUACAACGCGGGAGGGACGCCGAGGACGGGUGAGAAGUGCUAAUAUUUCUGACCCUUUAGGGCUAUUACAGAACAAUCAACAAUCUGUCGAACUUGAAGCAAAACCACGGAGGCGAGACCUUACAUCAACCAUAGAGUCGAAACCCGAACAUCCAACUGAAAUUAUUCAGCCCAUAUCCGCCAAAUCUAACUUAGGUGAUGUUUCCGAUUGGUUGGGUGGCACUCAAGUAAAAAAAGUUGAAACAGAAAACACAGUCGUCCCACCAGCAAAUGUAUCAUCGGUCCUAAGCACUUCCGCAUUUCCACCACAUGCAGAUCCAACUAAUACAAGCCACAUGCCAAUGCAAGGAUCUAUAGAUAAUUUACUAACUCAACAAAAGCUAGCGGCGUCGCACAUUGAAUAUCAAAAUACUUCCAUAGCUUUGCAACAACAAGAAUCACAACUUUUGAUGGCUCUUCAAUUAAAAAAAUACGAAGAUAACAUGGGUGAUAUGCAACGAAAGCAGCAAGAAAUACUUAUGAAACAAGAGCAGCAAUUUAACACGCUCCUAGAUAAACAAUUCACAAAACAGCAAAUUAUGGAAAACAAUAUGCGAUUACAACAAGAACGUAUUAAUAAUCACAUUCAAAUGUUAAUUUCACAACCGGCCAUUUCAUCCGCACUCAGUCCAAAAGAAAUGGAGCGAUUAGAUGAUCUGCAAAGGACUUCUACAGACGAAAUGAUAAAGCAAUACGAAGAAAUUGUCGUGAAUCUUAAGCAACGGCAUCAUGAAGAGAUAUUUUUAUUGGAAGAAAGUUAUAAAAAACAAAUUUCUACCUUGGAGCAAUCAAUGGAGUCAGUCGAGAAUCAUUUAAAAAUGGAACUAGAUUCAUUGACCUCCAAACAAAAGGAUAAAGUCGACGCCAUGGAAGAAGAAUUUAAAAUAGAACUUGGAAGAUACCAGAAAAAAAUUGAAGAACAACAUCAAUUACACGAUGCUGAGAUACGGCAAAUGAGAGAAAAUAGUAACAGAGUUGUUGAGGAAGUGAAGUAUGAAUACAACACUAUAAUUGAAAAUCUUAAAUCUUCCAAGAACUUGGAGCAUUCAGUACUGACGGAUGCACACGAGUACACUCAGAAAUUGGACGCAAGUUUGAAACUGUUAGAUAUCAAUAGUAGGUCAAUAUUAGAUAUAAAAGAAAAAGUUCACGGAGAUUACAAUGUCUUGAGUCUGGCAAGGGAAGAAAGUCUCAAAGCAAAACAGCAAGAAAUUGAAUCUAUGCGAGUAACUUUAGAAAAAGCUCGGGAAUUAGCUGACCAAGAGCGUGCGCAACUCAUGGCCGUGGUGCGAAAUUUGGAAUUAAAACUAGCCGAACACAGUCAAAACACAAGAGAGGAACGCUUUGCUCUCCAACAAGCGGCGUCUACUUUAGCGGCACGGGCAGCAGCUCUCGAUAGGGAAGCAGAUUUCAAUAGGCAAUCGUUGGAACGUGAAAGACAACAACUGAAAGUUCUUCGUGAAACUAUUCUUGCCGAGCAAGAAAAAUCUCUUCAUGAGCUCACAGAAGAAAAAAUUCAACUCCACUCUGAGCGGGUCCGCCUUGAAACAGCUUCUAAACUAAAUCCAAACUACGAUGCUCAACGUGCGAAAGCAGAAGUCGAGGCAGCAAUUCAAGUCGCAAAAGAAGCAGCCGAGAUGACAGACAGGGAACGCGAAAAUUUAAUAAAGCAAAUACGUGAAAUCGAAACUUUGAAACGCACAUUGUUGGAUAAGGAAUCUAGACUGAAGAAUCGCGAACGUGACCUGGACGUUGCCAUGGAGCACGCCAAUCGCAAGAACUUGCUCGGCGAAAAAGCACUUGAAGAUGCCCGCAUAAUUCAGAUGAAUUACAAUGAUAAGCUGCGCGAGAUGCAAGCGCAGAUCAGCUCGAUGAAUAUGCGAGAGAGGAAGCUGGCCGAAGAUAAAAUUGCUAUAUCGAAAGAAAGACUGACGUUGCAUAGCAAUGCCAGGCAACUCAAAAAGUGUGGGCUGUGCGCAGUGGAGAAUCACCAGAUCAACGAAGAUCACGAAAGCAAUUUAUCAGAGCCUGUCGAGCACGAUAUGCCACGAUUUAUUAGUGUUAGCGACGCUGACAUGUUCAGACUGCAGCUGCAAAUGAGCGAAGAGCAGUUGAGCUCUAAUCAAGAUAUAGAAAAAUUUAGUGCCUUCAGAGGAUGACUGACGUUUCAAAGUUUUUAUUUUACUUUGAAAUAGUGUUAUGAGUUUUAAUUUUUAAAUAAACAUGUAGCCCUGUACUAAUCUAUGCCUCAUAUUAUAAGAGUGCAAAAAUAAGUUAAGACUGAUUAUAAUUUAUUCUAUUUGGAAAUAAAUGAGAUAUUAAUGA
Molecule: messenger RNA, 3151 nt
Organism: Dalotia coriaria
Lineage: Eukaryota; Metazoa; Arthropoda; Insecta; Coleoptera; Staphylinidae
Product: fas-binding factor 1 twitchy
Exons: 4
Coding region: 244-2985 (913 amino acids)
Biological process (GO): establishment of epithelial cell polarity; cilium assembly
Cellular component (GO): ciliary transition fiber; centriole; ciliary basal body
Source: RefSeq, a predicted model, not a curated record